UUCUGGGCAUUUUCAUAUAGGAGGAAGUAACAUGGGAGAGUUUCAGUUUCAGCAACUUCAAGCUAUUAAAACUCGUCAAUAUUCAUGGAAACCUCUGCUCACGGCCUCCAUCUCUCGCUUUCCCCAUUGCAGCUUCAAGAUUGGUUUCUCCAAUGCCAAAACCCUCUCGCUCACACAUGGCUUCAUUUCUCGAAAACCCACCAAGCUCAGUCUCAAUCUUAUCCACCUUCCUUUUCGCUCUCUUUGUCGACCUCGAACAGUUUGCAAGAUGAGCGAGUCAGAUAUUAUGUCACAAUUGGAGCUUGGGAAGCCUGAAGAGAGACGGAAACCACAUAAACGAGUGAAUGGAAUAUUUUGGAUUUUACUUCUCAAUUUGGGAAUAUAUGCUGCUGAUCAUGUGUUUCAGGUUCCUGGAAUAAAAAGUCUGUAUCUUUACCAUAGUUCUCCUGAGUGGUACCAGUUUCUUACAGCAACCUUUUGUCAUGGUAGUUGGAACCAUCUUUCUAGCAACCUUUUCUUCUUAUAUAUUUUUGGGAAGCUUGUUGAAGAAGAGGAAGGAAGCUUUGCAUUGUGGCUUUCUUAUAUUCUUACUGGCGUUGGAGCAAACCUUGUUUCAUGGCUUAUUCUUCCGCGGAAUGCAGUUUCAAUAGGAGCCUCAGGGGCUGUUUUUGGCUUAUUCACUAUCAGUGUCCUUGUAAAGAUGUCUUGGGACUGGAGGAAGAUCCUUGAAGUGCUUAUAUUGGGCCAAUUUGUUGUAGAGAAGGUUAUGGAAGCAGCUCAAGCUUCUACUGCAUUAUCCGGUGCCUUUCGCGGAGGCUCUUCCAUGAGUAGCAUCAAUCACAUUGCUCAUCUGUCUGGUGCUCUUGUUGGUGUCAUGCUGGUAUGGCUGCUUAGUAAAGUUCCUUCCGAACCAUCAGAAUCAGACCAAGUGUCAACCUUGAAUCGGAAGACAGGCAUGAAAUAGAACGAAAAUAUUUUUUACAAAUUACAUCUAAUUAUUUUGAUUUCAUUGAGAAUUAGAUCCCUCAAUUACUUCACCCAAUGUUUGGAUCAUGGAUUUUAGUAGGGAAAGAAAAUGAAUUCGAAAGAAUUUUAUUUUCUACUAGUUGUAUUCAAACAAAAAAAUUUAAAUUUUUUGUUUUAGAAAAAAAAACAGAAAUAUAGUGUAAUUUUAUAAAAUUUAGAACUAUUAUGCAAGUCACAUUUCCUCAAUGUUUUUUCCUUAAAAAUCCAAGAUCCAAACAAAACCUACGAGCUUCGGGCCAAAAUGGCCGAAACUGUGGGCCUUGUCAUGUAAAUUGAAUUUGGUGCAUGGUGAUUCAGUUGACAUGGAUAGAUAUUUGUUA
Molecule: messenger RNA, 1346 nt
Organism: Humulus lupulus (European hop)
Lineage: Eukaryota; Viridiplantae; Streptophyta; Magnoliopsida; Rosales; Cannabaceae
Product: rhomboid-like protein 11, chloroplastic
Exons: 7
Coding region: 32-964 (310 amino acids)
Cellular component (GO): membrane
Molecular function (GO): serine-type endopeptidase activity
Source: RefSeq, a predicted model, not a curated record